Messenger RNA from Penicillium hordei, 489 nucleotides. RefSeq lists its product as uncharacterized. The transcript is spliced from 3 exons. Lineage: Eukaryota; Fungi; Ascomycota; Eurotiomycetes; Eurotiales; Aspergillaceae. The coding region runs from base 1 to 489 and encodes 162 amino acids. The record is from RefSeq and is a predicted model, not a curated record.
AUGCCCCACAACUCUAGUGUUAUGUUGAACUCGGCAUCCACUAGAGCACCGGCACAGAGUUCCAAUACUCGUGAGCAAAGAUCACUGGCCCAUAACAUGUUGCGCCGGUCUUUGAUCACGACUAGAGCAGUCAUGGCAAAGUUACUGCCAUACUAUUUUAUGUAUUCUCUUGCGAUCAGAUAUAUCGAGGAGCAAAAAUCCUCUACCAGACGCGAGUUAGAUUUUCCCCCAUAUCCAUGGUGGGAGGAACCGCAGUGUAUUCUCGAUGCCGAUAGCUUUAUAUCUGACAUCGAAGAAUCAGUCAAGGACCAGCCUGAGACCGAUGGAUGGUUGCUGGAGCGAGGCGAACAAGAUUCUUUGUUAGACCCGCACGAGCAUGACGAUGUUGUCGUUGCGCAGCGAUUUAUAUCAGCUGUGGAAGACUGGCUUCACAGAGAAGUGAAAUACCCGGAUGAAGUGAGCCUAGUUGACGGAGAUAUGGACCCUUGA